Chaetomium globosum CBS 148.51 is the source of this 2115-nucleotide messenger RNA. RefSeq lists its product as uncharacterized. The coding region runs from base 1 to 2115 and encodes 704 amino acids. The record is from RefSeq and is a predicted model, not a curated record. The transcript has 11 exons. Gene Ontology annotation, molecular function: metalloexopeptidase activity; dipeptidyl-peptidase activity. Gene Ontology annotation, cellular component: cytoplasm. Gene Ontology annotation, biological process: proteolysis. NCBI's taxonomy places the organism in Eukaryota, Fungi, Ascomycota, Sordariomycetes, Sordariales, Chaetomiaceae.
AUGAACGCCCAAGAGCUCUCGCAGUAUCUGGCCGAUGCCCCGCCAUCGGUCGUCAGGCUCGAGAUCGAGAAGCACUUCGCCGCGCUGUCGGACCAGCAGAAGCGUUACGCCCACUUCAUCAGCAGGGCCUCCUUCGCUGGCAACCGCAUUGUCUUGCGUCAAGUCUCACCCGAAUCCGAGCACAUCUAUGACCUCAUCCUCGCCCUACACAAGACCGCUGGCGGAGACUGGAAGGCACUCGCCGGGAAGGCCAACAUUGACGAGCAGGGGCUCUCGGCCUUCCUAGAGUACGCUGCGCAGUUCCUGGGCAACAGCGGCAACUACAAGAGCUUCGGCGACUCCAAGUUUCUCCCCCGAUGCGACGAAUCCGUCUUUGCCUCGCUUGCUUCGACCUCUCCUGAGGCCGAGGCACACUACAAGGCCACCAAUGGUGCCAUCUUCUCCUCCGACAAGCAGGGUCUCCUGCAUCUUGGCUUCACCGACGAGGGGCACUUGACCACCUAUUACCCCGACUCUGCCGAAAUCACCAAGGACGAGAUUGCUGCCGUCUCCAAGUGGAUGGAAGACAAGGGCCUACUACCCGAAAACACAAGGCUCAAGAAGACCAAGGACGGUGUCUUUGAGCUGCUCAUUGCCUCGGCGACGACCAGCGUCCCCAGCAAUGGUGGUGAUAUUGGGAAGGACACCGAAUUUGUGAUUAGCGAGGGUCCUCUGGCUGGCAAGACCUUGAAGUUGGUCUAUGGAGACCACAAGAAGGAGAUGGAUGCCAUUGCCGGCUUCAUCAGGAAGGCGGCUGACAACGCCGAGAAUGAGACGCAGAAGAAAAUGCAUCUUGCGUACGGCGACUCUUUCCACGGCGGCUCUCUCCUCGCCUUCAAGGACAGCCAGAGGCAUUGGAUCCGUGACCAAGGGCCCAUGGUGGAAUGCAACAUUGGUUUCAUUGAGACGUACCGCGAUCCCGCCGGUGUCCGUGGCGAAUGGGAAGGUUUCGCCGCAGUUGAGAGAACUCGGGCGUUUGGUGAGCUCGUGCGUUCCGCGCCUGAGCUGAUUCCGCUACUACCGUGGUCGACGGAUUUUGAGAAGGACAAGUUCCUUUCGCCGGAUUUCACUUCUUUGGAAGUCCUGUCGUUUGCCGGUUCCGGAAUUCCUGCCGGUAUCAACAUCCCCAAUUACGAUGACAUUCGGCAGCAGGAGGGUUUUAAAAACGUCAGCUUGGGCAAUGUCCUGAGUGCGAAGGCCCCGGAUGAGAAGAUUCCGUUCAUCUCCGACAGUGAUUUGCCGCUGUACCAAAAGUACCGCGAUGCCGCUUUCGAGGUACAGGUCGGCCUUCACGAGCUUACGGGUCACGGCUGUGGUAAGCUUCUGCAAGAGACAUCGCCCGGCGUUUUCAACUUCGACGCCGCGAAUCCCCCAAUUAGCCCCCUAACUGGGAAGCCCAUCACUACCUGGUACAAGCCGGGCCAGACAUGGGGCUCCGUAUUCGGCGGAGUCGCCGGCGCCUAUGAGGAAUGCCGAGCCGAGCUAGUGGCCAUGCAUCUGAGUUGCGAAUUCUCGGCGCUCAAGAUCUUCGGUUUCGGCGACGGCACAGUCGACAUGGACGGCCCGGCCGGCGAUGUGCUCUACAUUUCGUAUCUCGGCAUGGCUCGGGCAGGCCUGACCUCGGUUGAGUUCUGGGACCCGAAGAGCCAGAAGUGGGGACAGCCUCAUUGUCAGGCUCGCUUUGCCAUUCUCAAGUCAUUCCUCGAGGCCGGUGACGAUUUCUGUCAGCUGGUGUACAAGAACGACGAUCUCUCUGAUCUCACUAUUCAACUUGACCGCUCUAAAAUCUUGACGAGCGGCAGGAAAGCUGUUGCGGACUUCCUCCAGAAGAUCCACAUCUACAAGUCGACUGCCGAUGUCGAGACCGGCACCAAGUUUUUCGCCGACAUGUCUGGCGUCGGAUUGGAGUACUGGGGAACCAAGGUGCGAGACGUAGUGCUCAAGAACAAGCAACCGAGAAAGGUAUUUGUACAGGCGAACACGUACUUGGAUGAGGCGACCGGGCAGGUCACGCUCAAGCAGUACGAGCCCAGUCUCGAGGGUAUCAUCCAGAGCUGGGCUGAGAGAGAGGUCUGA